AUGUCUACUACUCGUUACCAAACCCGGUCUCGCGCACGUCAAGCGCCGAAUGACCAAUCGACACCGAACGCGAGGGCAGCUAGGCUGCCUCGCGCCAAUAGUGAGUCUUCUCUUUCUACCGUCUCUGCACCUCCGGGGGAAGCAACGCCACGGGCGUCUUCCCCUGCGUAUUCCGUCGACACGCCCAUCCGCUUGUAUAGCGAUGUGGUGUUGACGCGUAUUCCCUCGAUGCCUGGCGCACUCGAGGCGACCCCGAUCAGGGCGUUGAAACCUUCAGGUCCAAAGCCUAGGAAGCCGGCUUUGGCAAGGGCAGACUCUGUAGAAACAACACCUGUAAACUCAGAAAUCAGUAGAGAAGAAUAUAAGAGACCUAGGGUCACCUUUGACCUGCACGACGAGUCAGAACUAUCGUCCAGUGAGAAAUCCGCUGAGUCUGGUGAUGACCAGCACAGCGGAUGGACGGAUGUACAACGGAAGCGAGGGAGAAAGAUCCCAUCGCGUGAGGUAUCGCAAGAGAGACGAGAAUCCUCCGAGUUGAGCCAGGAACAAGAAAACCUGGUAAAGUUAGCAGAGAAUGAGCUAACCGAAAACGAUCGAAAGAAAAUUGAGGCUAGGCAGCGCACCAUGACCCUCAACAGAGAAAGUACCGAAUCCAGAGGGGAGGGCUCCUCCUGGGACAAGGGUAAAGCUCCGGACCCUCGAAACUGGGGCGACGUUGAGCUAGACGACGGAGACUUGGACCUGGACGCCCAAAGAGCGGCACUAGCGUCCUUCCGUAAGGCCCGAGAACUUGACGAAGCUGAGCGACAGGAACAGCGUGAAGUUCUGCGCUCUCUCGACGAGUCUCGGGAAGACGAUAGCUUGGUCUCGGGUUCCAGGGAUAAAGGGGACUUUGUACCCCGCGCCCGAGCCGAAUCAGCUGUGAGAGCUAUUCGGGAAAAGGUUUCCAAGCAAUAUGAGGCCCGCAUCCAAGAAUUGGAAGCAAAACUUGCCUUAAACGAGGGUAGCGGUGGGAGAAAAGGUCGGAAGAGACCCUCCAACCCUGUAGAUGGGAUGGUGAACCGGGUGCUCGAGAGGGCGUCCAGUCCCCCACCAGCUAGAUCCACCCCACAGGCGAUGGAACCCAUCCAGCAGGUGGCGCCCCGGAGUUAUAUUGGGCAGGCUCUCGGCAGACUGAAAACCUCAAAUAAGGGUAAGAGUAAGAAAGCUAAAAGAAAGAAGAAACACACCUCACGUGACACCAGCGAUAGCGAGGACUCUAGUGAUCCGAGCUCGUCGUCGAGCUCGGCAGAGUCCUCCCCCAAAUCCUCUGAGUCCAGCGAGUCGUCUUCGGACGAUUCCAGCACUAAGUCCUCGCGACGGCGCACUAAGAAGAAACGUAGCCGUAAGAGUAAGAAAAACACUUUAAAACCAAUCCCACCUGUGAACUAUGACGGAUCUCCAGAUUCCCGUGCAUUCCAUCAAUUCUUGACGGAAGGCACGGCGUAUGUCAAAGACGGACAGGUGGAACGUGAAAGAAGGGUUUUUAUACUAGCGCAUUACCUAAAGGGUCGCGCGCGUGAGUUCUAUACUAGGGAGGUAUCUGGGGACCCUUACCGUUGGAGGCUGAGGAGGUUCUUCACCGAGUUAUUCAAUCAUUGCUUUCCCAUUGACUUCCGGAUGAAGCAGAGGGAGAAGUUAAACCGAUGCUACCAAAACGGUAAGACCGUUAGAGAGUACAUCUACGAAUUGAGUGAGCUUUGGAACAUGAUUGGGGACGUUGCUGAGAGACAGAGGACCGAACUUUGGAAGAAAGAACUUAACCCGGAAUCUUCGUCAUUCCGGGAAGUGCAAAGUGCGGCCGAGGUCAUUGAAAUAGCCCACUCCGUGCCGGUCAGGUCCCGGGAGCAUCGCACCAAAGAAGGGAGAGAUGGCGCCAACCCUGGCACUAAGCCAGGUGACGGUGGAGGAAGGACCCAGUCCAAAACGGACGACCACAAAGGAAGGCGUGGAGACUGUCGUCGGAAUGGCCGAAGCCAAGGGGGAGGUGAUCGAACCCAAGGUGACGGACACUCUAGGAACGAUGGCAAUCAGAAAAGAGAAGGGGGGAGGUCAAAGAACUCACCCACAGAACGGAAACCGGAGAGACUAAGUCCGGCUGAGAAGGAACGUCACGCAGCAGAAGGACUGUGCUAUGUGUGUCACCAGGCAGGACACAUCUCACGAAACUGUCCAAAGAAAACGACAGUUAAGUCUGGAAACAGUGGGAGCUCACCUCCGGCGAUCCAACAUUAUGGCAUGGACGUUCUCGGCGAUGACGCGCAAGAACAGACACCGGAUGACCUGUUGCAAUCUAAUGAUCUUUCAGGAUUAGCAUGUGCUUCAAUGACGUUAGGCUAUGAGGAAAACUCACCUCCAGUGAUGCCUAGACCAACGCCUACUGCGAUGGGAGACCCUCUAGCGGAACGAGCAAUGGAAUUACUCCACCGGGAGUCAGGACACUACCCCGGCGACGAUGCUGACAAGACCCCGGAUCCAGAGCGGUUCCUGGUGUAUCGAGUCUCCGAAUCGGAACAUGCUAUCAUGGAUCGUGAGGAUAGAAGAGACCCAGAGGUAACCAUACUCACCUCGUCGCUGCUGAACCCCCGGUUCUGCUUAGAAGGAUGGUACUCCCAACACCACGGGGACCCGUCAUGGGAGUACCGUUGGGACAACGAGUGA
This is a messenger RNA of Suillus plorans, 2700 nucleotides long. RefSeq lists its product as uncharacterized. Bases 1 to 2700 code for a protein of 899 amino acids. Gene Ontology annotation, molecular function: zinc ion binding; nucleic acid binding. NCBI's taxonomy places the organism in Eukaryota, Fungi, Basidiomycota, Agaricomycetes, Boletales, Suillaceae. The transcript is spliced from 3 exons. The record is from RefSeq and is a predicted model, not a curated record.